Messenger RNA from Leptopilina heterotoma, 1239 nucleotides. RefSeq names its product lambda-crystallin homolog (gene Had1). NCBI's taxonomy places the organism in Eukaryota, Metazoa, Arthropoda, Insecta, Hymenoptera, Figitidae. Gene Ontology annotation, molecular function: NAD+ binding; oxidoreductase activity, acting on the CH-OH group of donors, NAD or NADP as acceptor. Gene Ontology annotation, biological process: fatty acid metabolic process. The record is from RefSeq and is a predicted model, not a curated record. Bases 115 to 1077 code for a protein of 320 amino acids. The transcript is spliced from 6 exons.
AGCGCUACUCUUUAAACGAAACAGUUUUAACUUUAACAUUGUGACGACACUUUCGUUCUCUUUGGAAAGUACAUUAUUUUUCCUUCAUUUUUCAAGAAAGAAAAUAAAAAAAAAAUGGCUACAGUGAAAAAUGAAAAAAUCGGCAUCAUUGGAAGUGGUCUAAUUGGUCGCAGUUGGGCAAUGCUUUUUGCCGGCACAGGAUAUCAAGUAAUAAUUUACGAUAUUGUCCAAGAACAGAUCACAAAUGCAUUGCAAGAUAUUAAACAACAAUUAAAUCGAUUAGAGAGUGAUAAACUUUUAAGAGGAACAUUGACUGCACAGCAACAAUUUAAUCUCAUUAAGGGUACGUCCGACUUGACGGAAAUGGCGAAAGGCACAAAACUAAUUCAAGAAUGCGUUCCAGAAAAUUUGGAACUCAAGAAAAAAGUUUAUGCACAACUUGACAAAGUUGUUGACGAUAAAGUGAUUCUAUCAUCAUCAACUUCCACCUUCAAACCUUCACUUUUCAGUGAAAACUUAAAGCAUCGCGAACAAAUAAUUAUCUCCCAUCCGGUGAAUCCCCCAUAUUACGUUCCUCUUGUAGAAAUCGUGCCAGCUCCAUGGACAAGACCGGAAAUUCCUGUUCAAACUAAAGCCAUAAUGAUCGAAAUUGGUCAAGCGCCGGUUGUUCUCAGUAGAGAAAUCGAUGGAUUUGCUCUCAACAGAAUACAAUAUGCAAUUUUAAACGAAGUCUGGCGUUUAGUCGCUGAUGGAAUUUUAGAUGUGAAAGAUGUCGAUACGGUAAUGAGUGAAGGACUUGGAAUGCGUUACGCUUUUCUCGGAGCACUUGAAACUGCCCAUCUUAAUGCAGAAGGAAUGAAAAAGUAUUGUGAAAGUUACGCGAAUAGUAUCUACAAUGUGAGUAAAAAUUUUGGACCAGUUCCAAAAUUCGAGGGUGAAAUGGCAAAAAAAAUAAGCGAGCAAUUAAAUGUAAUUUGUCCACUCGAUAAACUUCAAGAGAGACGGACAUGGAGGGACACAGCUCUCACGAAAUUGUCAAUUCUCAAGAAAGAAAUGAGCAAAAGUGAAAAAAAGUAAUUUGUUUAAAGAUAUAAAUUUUAUACGUACUAAUAUAAUAAAAUUAUAAAUAUUAAACUGUAAAUUUUGAGAAAAUUUACUGAAAAUUAAUUUCUUCCAAGUUCACAAAGUUUACAGACUUUGGAUAGACUUUAAGAAGCAAAAAAAGUCGAUUAAAAAUUA